CACAAAACAAUAUAAUCCAAAGGUGAUACAAAAACGAGUCAUACCUACUCGCAGUAAAUGAUUUUUCAUCGAUUUAGUACGUUUCAAAUUUCAAUUUUUUCGACCGCUGCCGAAGUUAACGCGUCAAACACUUACCUGUGGCAUACAACCAAAAGCGAAAAAAAAGUGUUGUGCUUACAAUAUGUACUUACGAUUGCGGCACACAAUCGUCUGCUCCAUUGAAGUAGCACAGAAAUUUUGAUUUCUUAGGCAUUUUUCUUUUUACAAUCGAGUCAUGUAAUAUCAAAUGCGUUGAUCAAAAUCAAUUGAUCUACAUUUAUAAUUAGUUUAUUAUUAUAUUUAUAUUUUUCAAUCUACACUGACAAUGGCUGUUCAAUGUUUUGAUCCAAAUAACAAAGCGAGUUGGUAUUUCGGGCCAAUGUCUCGUAAUGAAGCUUCAGACUUGUUGAUGAGCGAACGAGAAUGUGGGACAUUCCUUAUCAGAGACAGUCUUAGUAUACAAGGAGAUUAUGUUCUAUGUGUAAGAGAAGAUAGUAAAGUUAGUCAUUACAUCAUCAACAAAAUACAAGAUAACAAUGAAAUUAAAUAUCGGAUCGGCGAUCAGGUAUUUGAUGAUUUACCUUCACUAUUAGGAUUUUAUAAAUUGCACUACCUUGACACUACGCCUCUUCUAAAACCUGCAGUUAAACCAAUAGAAAAAGUUGUUGCAAAGUACGAUUUCGUCGGUAAUGACCAAGAUGACUUACCGUUUAAAAAAGGAGAUAUUUUGACAGUUCUUGUGAAGGAUGAAGAACAAUGGUGGACAGCUAAAAACAUGAUGGGUCAAAUGGGAUCUAUUCCCGUUCCGUAUGUUCAAAAGUAUGACGGAACACAACCACCGUUACCCGUAAAGGACAAUAGUCAGAUUCCUGGAUCUAACAAUGAAUCGACAUUAAGACGAUCUAGUUUACAAAAAAAAUUACCCGCUUUGGCUAGGGUUAAACAGGUACGCGUACCAAAUGCUUAUGAUAAAACGGCAUUGAAAUUGGAAGUUGGAGACAUAAUCAAAGUUACAAAAACAAACAUUAACGGACAAUGGGAAGGAGAAUUAAAUGGUAAAACUGGUCAUUUCCCAUUUACACAUGUCGAGUUUGUGGAUUCCGAAAUCAACGAUUGCAUGAGUGAAAGCUAACUAAAUAAUUUGUCUAUUAAUUUUGUCUGGUUUUAAAAGAUUUUAGAAAGUUUAAUUGAAAACAAAUUGUAACCGAUUACAUAUGGUAAUAUAAUUAUAUUUUAUUGAAUUGAACAAAUCUGUAACCAUAAAAAUGCAGUGUUUUAUUUUCUUAAAUUAAAUUCAAAUCAAUAUAUGUUGUAAGGCUGACAAAUAAUUUUUUUUAAUACUGUUUUAUAUGAAGCGUGUUAUACAAAUUAGAACAUAUAUGUUUAUAAUGGUUUAUAUUAAUUGUUUAAUUAGAGAAUAAAAAA
Messenger RNA from Adelges cooleyi (spruce gall adelgid), 1464 nucleotides. It is a transcript of the gene Crk, whose product is annotated as adapter molecule Crk. The record is from RefSeq and is a predicted model, not a curated record. Lineage: Eukaryota; Metazoa; Arthropoda; Insecta; Hemiptera; Adelgidae. Bases 365 to 1171 code for a protein of 268 amino acids. The transcript has 7 exons. Gene Ontology annotation, molecular function: protein binding.